Anopheles marshallii is the source of this 907-nucleotide messenger RNA. RefSeq names its product Na(+)/H(+) exchange regulatory cofactor NHE-RF1. The transcript has a single exon. Gene Ontology annotation, biological process: protein localization to plasma membrane. Bases 1 to 906 code for a protein of 301 amino acids. Lineage: Eukaryota; Metazoa; Arthropoda; Insecta; Diptera; Culicidae. The record is from RefSeq and is a predicted model, not a curated record. Gene Ontology annotation, cellular component: apical plasma membrane. Gene Ontology annotation, molecular function: protein-membrane adaptor activity; protein binding.
AUGUCCAAGAGCAGCAGUACCACCGCGCAGAACGGUUCGACCACACCGAAGUAUGAGGCGCGGCUGUGCCAUGUGGUAAAGCGACCCGAUUUCGACGGGUACGGGUUUAACCUGCACGCCGAAAAGGGUCGCCCGGGACAGUACAUCGGCAAGGUGGACGAUGGUUCGCCGGCAGAAUCGGCCGGCCUCCGGCAGGGCGAUCGCAUCAUCGAAGUGAACGGUCAGAACAUCACGACCGAAACGCACAAAAAGGUGGUCGAGCUGAUCAAAGCCGUCCCGAACGAGACGCGCCUGCUCGUGAUCGAUCCGCGGGCGGAUGCGAACGAUCUGAAAAUGGCACUGGCCAAGGCGGCUGCCGGUAUGGUGAGCAACGGUACGGCAAAUAACAACAACGGUACGACCAACGGGCAUCAUGAGACGAAUGGUAUGAACGGUGCGGGCAAGGAGAAUGGUCAGAAGAAGGAUUCGAAGGAAGGGGGUGCUAAGAUGGAGGAAAAAUCACCCAAAUCCACCACCAACGGCAUGGCGACCGUACAUAUUAACAACAACAAUAACAGCAGCAACAACAACAAUCACAGUCACAGCAAUGGCAACGGCACAACCAACGCCGCCACCAAGCCCGACUCCCCGGUGAUGGAGAAGAUUAUCGACGACACGAAAAAGGUCCUUACCGUGACGGAUGGUGCGGCUGUCGGUAAGAUGGCCCUGAACGGUACUGCUCCAUCGGCGGUGACCAACGGCACCACGGAACCGAGCAAAACGACACCGACAACCGAGGGCAAGAAGCUUAAUCUGCCGAUGACGGCGGCAGAGAUGCGGGCACAGCUGGCAGCGCGCAAGAAGUACGAUCCCAAGAGUGAGGUGUGCGAUCUGCGCAAAAAGUACGACAUCAUACAGAAAAUGUAAG